UUGCAUUCGUACUUUGUUGUUUAUCAUUACUGUCUCUCGUAUACGCAUCUCCAACUACAUUGAUAUUACGUCUCUGCAUUCGAGCGUCGUUGCCGGCAGUCUGUUUGUUGAGAGUAUAGAUACCUUGACUAUCGACUAUCGACUCUUGAGCCAUCAUCGCCCGCCUUUGUAUUUUCUCUUCAGUCAAACGAAACGAAACAAAACGAAACAAAACGAAAAAAGACAAAGAAAUGUCCCGGCUGUUCUCCCGCGCAGAUGUCAAAGCCCGUGGCUCUGUGGAAAAGGGAUGUCUGAUUAUCAUCGAUAAUAAUGUAUAUGAAAUGUCUAGUACGUUUGUCUUUUUCUUUCCUUCCCCUCUUUUUUUUUUUUUUUCUUUUGGACCAAAGACCUCGCCCCAUUCAUUUUUGCUUUCGUCACUUGACCCAUGUGUCGUCGUCGUCGUCGUCGUCGUCGUCGUCGUCGUCGUUGUUGCUGUUUUGUUUUUGUUUUAUUUACUUUCCACCCUCCCUUUACGCAAAAAAGGAAGAGAAGAAGAAGAAGAGGGAGAAGGGGAGGGGGCAGUGGGCUGGAAACAAGACAACGAUACAUGCUACAAUGCCAUGCUACGACACAACCAACCCUAUGUUGACCAUGACCGACGGCUAGGCUUCCUGAACGAACAUCCCGGUGGGUCCGUGAUAUUGAAAAAAUUCGGCGGCAAGGACGCAACCAAGAUGUUUUGGAGGUUCCACAACGAGACCGUGCUGCAGCGAUACGGCGAGCGAUUAAAAGUCGGCGAACUUGAGGAGCGGGCGCGACUAUAGAGUCAGAUAUACAGGAUACAGCCAGAUAUACAGUCAGUCAGAGUAUACAGUCAAACUACACAGUCGGACUAUAGAAGAGUAUAGAAGAGUAUAAAUGAAGUCUGUAGAGUAUGGAGUCAGACCAUAGGACAUCAUGUGAUAAAGACUCAGGAGAUACGAUAAAGAUUCUAGGAGAUACGAUAAACACUACAGGACAAAAGAUAGAGACUCAGGAGAUACCAAAAUCUCGACAGUAUAAGCCACGUUCAUAGGGUCUGGUGA
Messenger RNA from Xylona heveae TC161, 1064 nucleotides. RefSeq lists its product as hypothetical. The record is from RefSeq and is a predicted model, not a curated record. NCBI's taxonomy places the organism in Eukaryota, Fungi, Ascomycota, Xylonomycetes, Xylonales, Xylonaceae. The transcript is spliced from 2 exons. Gene Ontology annotation, cellular component: membrane; intracellular membrane-bounded organelle. The coding region runs from base 231 to 803 and encodes 190 amino acids. Gene Ontology annotation, molecular function: heme binding.